UGUUCAGCUCCGGUGAGACUCUGAUUGAAACAGAUUGUAGCAAUGGCAACUGUCCGAACCGGACGGAAGCAGGAACUUUUGUCGUAUUUGUAAUGUUACAGGGACAUUAUAGACCGCUGAAGAAACUACUUUCUGAUGUGAGAAACAAACGUUACACAAUUUCUCCAAUCCGAAAAUGUCCCAGGGAUGUACAGUUUCUGUGGAAGAAAUCCAGUCUUGGUGGGAAGUCCCCGCCAUAGCCCACUUCUGCUCGCUGUUCAGGACAGCGUUCAACCUUCCAGACUUUGAAAUAGAGGAGCUGGAGAAAGCCCUGUCAGUGCAGGACUUGGACUUCCUUGGGGACCUCAUUGCUUGUCUGCUGCAGGGAUGCUACCAGCGCAAUGACAUCACCCCCCACGCAUUUAGCAGUUACCUGGACGACAUCAUCAGCUACCGGUGGGAACUGGAAGAAGGGAAGCCCAACCCUCUCCGAGAGGACACCUUUGAGAAUCUCCCUCCUCGCACUCAGGUAGAACUGCUGCAUCGACUGUGCGACUACCGUCUGGAUGCUGCUGAUGUCUUUGAUCUGCUUAAGGGACUGGAUGCAGACAGUCUGAGGGUGGAACCACUGGGGCAGGAUGGAAAUGGAGCCCUCUACUGGUACUUUUAUGGCACUCGUAUGUACAAGGAAGAGCCAGUCAAGAGGAAAGCAGAGAAGAUCAGCAGUGAGCUCGCUGAGCUAACAUUACCAGAGAAGAAGAAAAGGGGAAGACCACCAAAGAAGAAAAAACUUGAAGACCCUCAGAUAAGUGAUGUGGAGAGUGAAGCGACGGAAGUGAAAACAGAAGUGAAGAUAGAAAAUGGUCUAGAAGAUGUCCGACCGAGCACAGGUCACAAGCGAGGCACUUGGUCCCUUGUGUGUGAUACAGAGGAACAAUGGGUCAGUCUGGCAGAGAGCAUCAAGGACAAAACCUCCCCACAGGACCGCCACCUCUACCGUGUUAUCAGCCAGAACUUCCUGCCAGAGAUCAGCAGCAUGAUUGAGCACAAGGUGCGGGAGCAGAAACAGAAGCUACUAGAGCCAACCCUGGUUCGCACAUCACAACGAUUGUCUGAAAAACACAUUAGCCAAGAGGAGGACAACCUGGAGGCCAUAGCAGAGGAGGGGAAGAAGAAAGAUGAAGAGAUGGACAGGCAGGUCCUGCUGGCCGAGCAGCGACGAGAGGAGGAAAGACUUCAGCAGGAAGAACAACAGAGAGAAAAGAUGGAAAAGAUCAAAGCUGUGGAGGAGCGAGCCAAGAGGCGGAAGAUGCGAGAGGAAAAGGCCUGGUUGCUGUCUCAAGGGAAAGAGCUGCCACCCGAACUCCUGAAUCUAGAACCCUCUUCACCUGUCCACAGGACACGCAGGAAUAAGGAAUUCUAUGAAAUUGAUGACGACUACACUGCUCUAUUCAAAGUGCUUGAGGCCUUGAAAGGCCAUAAAGACGCUUGGCCUUUCUUGGAACCUGUAGAUGACUCCUAUGCCCCCAAUUACCAUGAAAUCAUCAAGACUCCCAUGGACCUGUCCACCAUUGAAAAGAAGCUCAAUGAUGGGGAGUACAUUGCUAAGGAGGAGUUUGUUGCUGAUGUGAAGCUCAUGUUUGAAAACUGUGUUGAGUACAAUGGAGAAGACAGUGAAUACACUAUCAUGGCAGAGUCCCUAGAACGGUGUUUUAGCCGGGCCUUAUUGAAACACUUUCCAUCAGAGGAUGGCGACACAGAUGAGGAAUUCCACAUCAACAGGGAAGAAAAGGAGCGCAAGGACAAAAAGCGCAAUCGUAACAGUAAACAUUUGGGACCUGAAAGUCUAAUCAAGGCCACUGAGCAAGUCCAACGUAAGCGAAACUCCCAGGGAGGCCAGUGCAGCACACUCUCAGAGGAAGAGAACAGUAAACCAAAAAGACCACGUCUUCCUCCUCACUGGACCAAUGGCCCUCCUCACCCACACAGUCUACCCCCAAGCCAGCUGCCUAACCCUGAAGGAGAUAUGAGGGGCAUGUACCACCCAAGGCAACAGCUUCAUCGUCCACCUGGUCCUGUUGGUCCUCAUGGUCCACACAUGUAUGCCCAAAGAAUGGCCAUGGAUCCCCGCUUUGCUUACCCAGCUCACAUUCCCAGGCAUGGAGAUCCCAGAUUGAACAACUUGCCCCCCAGCUUUAACAUGCAGCAUCGGAUGAUUGAAGGACAUCACAUGGGUCCUCGGUAUCCAGUGGGCCCAGAUUCUGUCCAGCAGCAGCACCCCUAUAUGGGUCCAACUCAUGGCCCGUCUCUGGGUCCACGUCCCAUGGCCCUUCAGCCUGGUCCUCCUCCGGAAGCCAGUAUGUAUCCAUCCCACCACCGUCCAGAGGGCCACAACAUGCACCCCAUGGCCAAUAGAUUUUCAGGGCCAGAAGGAUCACCUCAACACAACUAUGGAGGCUUGAGGCCUCCUGGUAUGGGCCUACCCAACAUGUGGACUAGUAUGAAUCAUCAGGAGAGAUCUAAUGGGAUGCGCAUGCAAGAUCCCAACAUGGUGAACCAACGCAACUUUAGUUACGGUGGAGUCCCCCCUCCAGUGGGACAUAAACCAUGGCCCGAAGCUGCUGGGUACCCCCACCCUCCUCCCAAUGCCCAGUAUCAAAUGUCUGCAGCAGUCAGCUCCCCAGCGACCAUGUCCACUCGUCCCCCUGUUCCCCAUCCAGACUCCUCUGGCAGAACAUGCUUGGCUUCCAUGCUGGAAAGCCCAGAGAUGCUGGCCCUGCAGCAGCUGUCAGCCUCUUCUGGACCGCCUGCUGGUGCCCCUCAUCAGCACAUGGGCAACUUUCAGCAGCCUGGGCCCCCAUCAGGAAUUGGCAGCAUCCCAACUCACCCCUCUCAGCAGCCUCCCCCUGCCCCUGAGGUUCAGCUGCUGCAUCCUACUAGAGACAAUGGGCCAGACAGCCAGCCUUCCCAGCAGACAGACAUGCAGCCCAAAGAUGGAACAUCAGAGAAGGAAAUGGCUGCCAACAAACUUUCUGAUGAAGCGUCAUCACAUAAAAACAAUGCAUCAAUUGACCGAGAGCACCCAUCCAUUCCUAGCCCCACAGGACACCGGGCAGGGUCAACAGAGGGAAUAAAGAGCCCCCCAGCCCCUAACACAGGCAAAUCACAGGAGAAACUGUCUGGGCCAGGGCUCCCACAGAGUUCAGCAGAGAGCCACAAGCAGGAGGUAGAUGGCCAGACGCUAUCUGCCAGUCACAGUCCCCCUCAACACAUUAGUGCCACUACUGUUUCGACCCAUCUCAACACAAGUGGCAACAGCUCCACUGACCUCCCAGCUCUAUCCAAAGUCCCUCAGCACACAGAAAACAGUCCACAGCAAAAAACACCGAGCCCUGCACUCAUUCACCAGAACAUGCAGCCGCUGCAUGUGACAGCAUCUCAUUACUCCACACAGCAAAUGUCAGAGAACAACUUGGCACACAUGCAGAAUGGUCAUCAGCGGAACAUCCAAAAAGAGCAGCAAACUCAGUCAACCCCGAGUACACCUCCUCAAUGCAACCCUCAGAGCUCUCCCCAGCAGAUGAACCAGAACAGACAGCCACACGAUUCUCUGCUAACUCCUCGUCAUGUCCCUCAAAACACAUCUCCACAACCUCCUACACAAAACAGUCCAGCCCAGCCUGCACCCCUUCAGCCAGCCCCUCUCACCUCAUUACCACCCAGUCAUCCUACUCCACGAUUACCUUCCCAGCCUAGUCCAGCAGACCAUGGAGAUCAAAGACCUAGUGAGCCUACAGGUAGACCAGACACAGAAAGCACUUUCAUUCCUCCACAGCACACCAUAUUGAAAUCUGGGCCUGUAAAUGGAAUUUAUAAACACCAGCCUUUUAGCCCCAAUCAUCAUCAAACCAUGCUGGUGGGUAGUAACCAAGGUAUGCAGGCUCAGAGAGAGUCAGCACCAGCACAACAUCCAGUCAUACAUCCACAUUCCCAGGGCCAGACAAAUGGAGCCAUGGGAUCGUUUCGCAUGGGAAACCAUCCACACUUCAGCCAGACAAACAUAACCAGAGCCAUGCCUCCAUCUGCUCAUCACACUUAUCACAACCAGCCCAUUAAUCCCCUCCACAAUCCUGCUCAUCACCCCACCUACCACCAGCAGGGAGGGAAUGCCUACACCUACCGCAUGCCACGUCAACAACACCCUCAGGCCCACCCCAACAUGUACCCACCUCAUGAGUACCAGCAGCAACACUACUACCCUCAACUCCAUCCCCAAGCUCAGCCCCAUAACCAGGCCAACAGCAGAGGGAGCUAUCCUGCAGAGGAGUGGCAUCCAUCUCAUUAUCAGCCUCGCCAGCCGAUGCCACCCAAUGCCUACCUACCGGUAGCUAGUGCUAGAGGCAGCAGUCAGUUAAAGGAGAACAGUGCGUCGCCACUGGGCUCUGAGAGCUCCAGUGUUGCUAGUUUGGUGUCCCCUGGCCCUGUGUCUGAAGUAGGGCCACACCCUGGAGGCUUAGAGGAGGGCAAGUGUGAAAACAGGGAGCAGGCAAGUGGAGGCAGCAGCAGGGGUGGCAGCCCAGCAAAGCAGGCUCAUACAGAGAGCUCAGAGCGCCCUGAGAGCCCAAAAGAAAUCCUGGACCUCGACAGUCACAAUGCUGCCGCCCGUCACCAUAGCACCCAGCCACCUCAACAACACCCUCCUGCCUCUGCUGUACAUGUGAUGUCUGGCUUCAUGUAUGACCCUCGUGCCGUCCAUCCUGGGAUGCAGCAAGGCGGUGUUCCUCCACCCCAUAUGAUGUCUCAGGCCCAUGGAGGUGGCAGCGGACCACCUUACCCUGGCCAGCCAUACCCUGAUGCAGGACGCUAUGCUGCCCAAAGGCCUCAUCCGCACCUGAUGGAGGCUCUGCAGCGGCCCCAACAGCUUCCUUACUCCCCAGGUCAGACACGCAUGGCAAUGUACAGACACCCCCGGCCUGCAGGGCACUUCCAGGGCAUGAUGAUUCAGCAAAGGGGCCUGGCACCAGAACACUUUCUACACCCAGGGCAGCAGAUGAUGGCUGCUCCAGGUGGUCCUGGCAAUAAACAAGGAGUGUGACCAUUACCAUAUCAAAACAUAUUAUUAUCAAGGAACAUCUGGACAAAGCACUGAGCCAGCAGGAAGAAUGCUGACUGGGUUGACAGAGACUGUUUAAGAGACGCUUUGCACCACAUACAUCUCUUACUGAUUUUCCUACACUGGACAAAAUCUUUUGGCUCUGUUUAGCUCACCACUGGACUUGAACAUCCAACCAGGCAGCUGGUAUUACUAAGAUAAUAAAUGUGAAAUGUUAUUGAGCCCUGGAGAACGAUUCUCUUUCCACUUGCCCUUUUACAAAUGGAGCUCAGGGUCACUUACAGAACAGCUCUGUGGAACCGGUAUUGAUUCAGAACUUGCUCGAGGACACUUCAGCGGAGUUGGUUGCUUCCCAAUGGGGAACAUUUGAACAAGGGUCCUCCAGCAGAAGAGCGACGUGUUUUACCACUAGACCAACCUGUUAAACACAGGGGACACUGCGUUAAAGAACACUGGACAGCCCUCUCUGCUUUAAUCCAUUAAAAUAUGAAUGGGUGAAAUGCCACUGAACUCAGCCUCUUGUCCUGUGGUGCACAAUAGAGCUACUGCAGAACUGAAGAGGACUGAGAUGAAGACAAGAGUGACUGUUGAUUUUACUGCUAUUUUCUCUUCCAACCAUAUCUUUAAACUCAGGUGUAGAAAAGGAGGUACUAUGAGACUGUCACCCUAACCCAGUCACAGGUCCCUUGCAAUUGCCUUGGUUUCCUUUGUGAAUGUAUGAGUGAAUGUGUUGACGAUAAACUGUGUGCAGCAGAUUAGCUGCAUGUGAAAGGACACGAACAUUGAUAUUUGAUAUUUGAGUAUAAACCAUCCUGAAAAAGUCCACUUACUGUCCAUUUCCACCCCAACUCUUACAGUGUUUCUCUGUUUGUGGAGUAAACACACUUUAUAUGCAUCUAUCAAAGCGCUGCCUUCAUUGUUAAGAAUGUCUUUGAUUAGCAGAGAGGGACUGGCAAAGAUGGCGCAAUUGGUAUCUACCCUUUGAAAUGCACUAUAUGGAUUUUGUUAGUCUAGACAUCCUCAAAUCCAGUGGCCUUUGAUAGUCUUAUUUUUGGUCAGACACAUAUAUGUAUGAAAAUAUAUCCUUACCUCUUGUCCCAGAUGAGGGAUUUUUAAAAUUGUCAGAGAGUAACAUGUCCCUCUAGCUGGUAUAUGCACAUACACAGAACAAACACACAUGGAAUCCUCCCGUUGUUUGACAUUUGUUGCAUUCCACUUCCAAAUUGUAGCGUUAGUUCUUUGUACUUUCACAGCUCUUUGCAUGGUUGUUUCUUUAAGUGCUUCCUCUUUCCCAUGUCAAUACUAAACGUAUCCUCAGGGUGUACAGUUCCUAUAUACGGGUAUUUUUCUGCGUUAUUUGAAGGAGCAGCAGCAUUAGGAAAAUGGGACUGCAACUGUGGCCAAUCAGUCCACCUCAUGUGAAGAACUUUUAAGAGUCUGUAUUCAUUGUCCAUAACAAUAUUUGGUUGGCUGAGCACACUGCCAAGCUAUUUGACUUUAUUCCCCCCCUCAAAAAAAAUCCUGUUCUUAUUUUUGUCAGAGUUUAUUAGAAGUGAGAUGGAUCAUCAUUUGUGUUCUUCUACAUUCCCAUUGAUCUGAUGAAACUGUUUGUCAUCACAAUUAAGAUCACAAUCUACCUCAGCUAGCCAGUCUGUGGCAUCUACAUGGUCCGACCGCUCCUUUUCCUCCUCUGCCAGCCACUCGUAGGUCAACAUUUUGUGAGCAACGUGUGAUUUCAGCCUUUUAGGUUUUAGGCUUACAGAACUGAUAAUGAAAUGGCCUUACAAUACCUUACCAUAUUGACAGAAAUCCUGUCAAAGAAAAGCAAUCUUUCAGCGUACACUACGGUUUUAAUGGGACAGUGCUUUCAUUCUUACUUAAUUCUAAUGCCAUCAUUGGAGUACAAGGAAGAUAUUACAUCAUAUGUCUGAAACAGGACUCUGUAAAUUGGUCUGUUUGGUUGUACAGUUUGCAUGCCUUCCUGCCUACACGUUCUUGAAAGUAGACAGUAGGCAGUGUUCCAGCCAAGGGUCGGUUAUGGGCCGCGUAAAAUUUGGCGGCAUUAUGGCAGAGUUCCUUAGCAGUAGGUACCUUGUAAGGAAAUAUUCAAGGAAGGGUGAUGGAAUAGGAAAGUGCUAGAAGCUGUGAGACAGUUUCUAAAUGUGUCACACAAGACUUCUCACAGAUGACUCAUUAUUUUGGUAAAAUAGGGAAUUGUUUUAAUAUUUAGUGGGCCUAAUAGGGCCACUUUGGAGGUAGUUUGUUCCUGUGCUGUCUAAUGUAUGAAGGACAGUGUUAAUUUUAAAAGUCUGUGAGGUUGUGAUAACGGUCUUAUGGUGUACAGAUGGUGUGCGCGUGUAUGUGUGUAUGGAUGUGUAUGUGUAUCUGGUGUGUAGAAUCUGCACCAGAUGAUCGGAUGUGUGCAUUCAACUCUCACUUUCCUCUCUGCUGUCAUGUCUGCACUAGUGAAAACCAUUUAGAUGUGAUUAAAUGUGAAUCAUAUUUAUUUGCUCUUUAUGAAUUUUUGUACAUUUUUGAACUUGUUUUAAUAUAAAUGUGGUGUACGUUUCCUUUUUUCUCAGUGUUUUUGUUGUUUUUAAGCAGUUGUCUUUUUACCUCAGUAGCAUGGUGGUAUUGGAAAAAAAAGACAUUUCAUUUUUAAGUGAGGUUUACAAGUUCUUAUCUGAUCGACAGAUUAUUUUGGAAAUGGAUUGGAGUAUUUUCUACACUGUACAUUUCUUAGAAAUAAAUAACUUUUCUUGAAA
Scatophagus argus is the source of this 7857-nucleotide messenger RNA. Its product is annotated as cat eye syndrome critical region protein 2 homolog. The record is from RefSeq and is a predicted model, not a curated record. NCBI's taxonomy places the organism in Eukaryota, Metazoa, Chordata, Actinopteri, Scatophagidae. The transcript is spliced from 19 exons. Gene Ontology annotation, molecular function: protein binding. Gene Ontology annotation, biological process: chromatin remodeling. The coding region runs from base 176 to 5074 and encodes 1632 amino acids. Gene Ontology annotation, cellular component: CERF complex.